CACAUCGGCUGGUCCGCCCAAAUUGUAGCUUUGUUCCCCCAAAACAAAAAAUAAAAAUAAAAAACAACAACAACAAUUUAUAACUGGAAGGUAACGACCAGUUUAGGUCGUUAGCAAAACCAAAACCGGUAAGCAUAAACCUUGUACAGUUCUACUAGCCUAAACAACAAGAAGCAAUGUCAACUGUCACAGCAGCCUCCCCAGCCGUCGGGUCGUUUUGUAUUCCGAGAUCACGAGGGCGCAUCAAUAUGCCUCGGUUCACCAUGACCGUCCGAUCUAGUAACGCUGUCUCUGCUGGCGUUGCCCCGAUCUUGACCAAGUUAAAGCACGACUGUGCUACCCCUCUGCCCCUUUUGCGCCACGUGGCGGAUGCAAUGGCCGCUGAUAUGCGCACUGGGCUUGCCGUUGAUGGCGGGAGUGAUCUCAAGAUGAUCCUCAGCUAUGUUGAUACUCUCCCUACUGGGAAUGAGAGAGGGUUGUUUUAUGCUUUGGAUCUUGGUGGCACAAACUUCCGGGUGCUAAGGGUGCAGUUAGGUGGGAAGGAAGAGCGUGUGAUCGCUACCGAGUUUGAUCAAGUGUCCAUACCUCAAGAGCUCAUGUUUGGUACCUCUGAGGAGCUUUUUGAUUUUAUAGCUUCUGGGUUGGCAAAAUUUGCAGAAAAGGAGGGUGGAAAGUUUCAUCUGCCACCUGGAAGGAAAAGGGAGAUUGGAUUCACAUUCUCUUUUCCUGUGAGGCAGACGUCUAUAGACUCCGGCAUACUAAUCAAGUGGACAAAGGGUUUUGCCGUCUCUGGAACGGCAGGAAGAGACGUAGUGGCUUGUUUAAAUGAGGCUAUGGAUAGGCAAGGACUGGAUAUGCGGGUGUCUGCCCUGGUUAAUGAUACUGUUGGAACAUUAGCUGGAGCAAGAUACUGGGAUGACGAUGUCAUGGUUGCUGUCAUUUUGGGUACUGGAACCAAUGCUUGUUAUGUUGAACGGAUGGAUGCUAUUCCUAAACUUCAGGGUCAUGUGUCUCCUUCUGGAACAACGAUUGUUAAUACUGAGUGGGGAGCAUUCUCGAAUGGUCUUCCUUUAACUGUUUUUGAUAAAGACAUGGAUGCUGCUAGUAUUAAUCCUGGUGAGCAGAUCUUUGAGAAGACAAUCUCUGGAAUGUAUCUCGGUGAAAUUGUACGAAGAGUGCUACUAAAGAUGGCUGCAGAAGGAGCCUUGUUUGGUGAAUCUGUUCCAGAAAAACUAUCCACUCCAUUUGUACUCCAGACUCCAGAUCUUUCUGCCAUGCAGCAGGACAACUCAGAUGAUCUUAAUGUUGUCGGGUCAAUCCUCUAUAACAUAGCUGGGGUUGAGAGCAACUUAAGUGCAAGGAAGAUUGUCCUAGAGGUUUGUGACACUAUUGUGAUGCGAGGUGGCCGUUUAGCUGGUGCAGGAAUUGUGGGGAUUCUGCAAAAGAUGGAAGAGGAUUCAACAGGUCUCAUCUUUGGGAAGAGGACAGUGGUGGCUAUGGAUGGAGGCUUGUAUGAGCAUUACCCCCAGUACAAAAGAUACUUAAAAGAUGCUGUUAAAGAGGUUUUAGGGUUGGAAAAAUCAAAGAAUGUGGUUAUAGAACACACAAAAGACGGGUCUGGUAUAGGGGCUUCUCUCCUUGCUGCUUCAAACUCCAAAUAUGAGCACGACUUCUAGGGUGUGACAGCAUCCUGAUGACUGAUUUAUAGUAUGGACAUUUAAUUUAUCUCCAAGUCAGAAAAGUAUCGAAUUUAGUUUUGUAUUGUAAUAUAAUUUGUCAUUGGGUUAAUAAUUAAGAGUGAAGAGAAUAAGAGCAAAGAACACAAUAAGAGUUUAGAAAAUUGCUUCAAGGUUAUAAUGUAGCUGUAUUUUUAGAACUCAUGCACCAUUUUCCUAUGGUGCAAUUUUGUGUAUGUUUUAUGCAGCAACCAUUCCAUUCUAGUUAA
This is a messenger RNA of Quercus robur (English oak), 1945 nucleotides long. RefSeq names its product hexokinase-2, chloroplastic. NCBI's taxonomy places the organism in Eukaryota, Viridiplantae, Streptophyta, Magnoliopsida, Fagales, Fagaceae. Gene Ontology annotation, cellular component: cytosol; mitochondrion. The record is from RefSeq and is a predicted model, not a curated record. The transcript has 10 exons. The coding region runs from base 177 to 1676 and encodes 499 amino acids. Gene Ontology annotation, biological process: intracellular glucose homeostasis; glycolytic process; glucose 6-phosphate metabolic process. Gene Ontology annotation, molecular function: fructokinase activity; D-glucose binding; glucokinase activity.